CCGCCAUUGAAGGCUUCACCUGCAAACUUUCAAAGAACGUCUCGUCUUCUGAAGGACUUCCCAAGCCGCUCGUGGAUUACUCACAUUUCAAGCGCGAGUCCCACUCCAGGUCAAUGUCAAUGUGUCUCCUCCCUCGAGACGGGCUGUUAUAAACGCAUGCUCACCUCCCCUCCCCUUCUUCCGUGACUUUUGACACCCCCGGUGCGGUGGAAGCAACGUUUGGACGAGCAUGUCCCCUGCGCUGGCCAGGUCGGCUCCCAGCGAGCUCAACCACUGGUGGAGUCAGCUCAAGUUUCGCCUUCACCACAAGAAAGGAUGGAACCAGAUGCUGGACGAGACCUUCCUGUUGCACACCAAGUGCGUGAGCGACAUUCCUCUUUUCUACGCGGCAAAGAAGAACAGCGCGGGCUGCAUCAAGAAGCUGCUCGGCUGUUCUUCCACCAACAUUUUUGAGAGAGGCGCCCUGGGCGAGACGGCGCUCCACGUGGCCGCCAUGAACAACAAUCUGGACGCGGCGGUGGCCCUUAUGGACGGUGCCCCUGAACUCAUCAAUGAGCCCAUGACCUCCGACCUCUUCCAAGGUGUCACACCUCUCCACAUUGCUGUGGUGAAUCAAAACUUCGACCUGGUCCAUCAACUGGUUAGCCGCGGGGCGGACGUGGCUACGCCCAGAGUCACGGGCCUGUACUUCAGAAAGAGGAUCGGUGGACUCCUCUACUGCGGUGAGCACAUACUUUCUUUUGCUGCAUGCGCCGGCAAUGAGGACAUCAUCUCCAUGAUCAUCGAUGCGGGGGCCAGCACCAGGGUCCAAGACUAUCGCGGCAACACGGUGCUUCACAUUUUAGUCCUGCAGCCCAACAAGACAAUCGCGUGCCAAGCUAUUGACCUAAUAAUGGCCCGCGAUGCAGAGCUGGACCAGUCGGUACCGCUCGACAUGGUGCCCAACUCCCGAGGCCUGACGCCUUUUAAACUGGCAGCCAAAGAGGGAAACUCUGUGGUCUUUCAGCACCUGGUGAACAAAAGGCGUUUGGUCCAGUGGGGUCUGGGACCUUUGACCUCUCACCUCUACGAUCUGAGCGAGAUUGACUCAUGGGCCGACAACAUGUCAGUGCUGGAGCUCAUUGUGGGGAGCCCACAGAAAGAGGCCAGGAGAAUACUGGAGGUGACCCCUGUGAGGCAGCUGGUCAGCCUCAAGUGGAACCUAUACGGAAAACAUUACUUCAGACUCCUGAUGGUUUUCUACCUGCUCUACAUUGGGAUGUUCACAUUGUGCUGCAUAUUUCGCCCCCUAAAGGAUGCUCCGGAGAACUACACGUUAUCAGAUAUGGACAGAACGAUCCGAGUCCAGAAGACGCUCCGUGAGAGUUACGUGACACACUCGGACACCCUGCGUCUGGUCGGGGAGAUCAUCAGUGUCCUGGGAGCUUUGGUUAUCCUGUUGCUGGAAAUUCCGGACAUCCUGAGGGUGGGAGCGAAGCGCUACUUUGGUCAGACGGCACUCGGCGGCCCCUUCCACGUGAUCCUUGUCAGCUACGCUUGCCUGGUGGUGCUGCUGUGUGUGUUCAGAGCGUGCAGUGUGCAGGGCGAAGCCGAGGUCAUGGCCGUGUGUUUGGUGCUGGGCUGGACCAACGUCAUGUUCUUCGCGCGCGGCUUUGAAAUUCUCGGCCCGUACGUCAUUAUGAUCCAGAAGAUUAUAUUUGGAGACCUGACCAAGUUUAUGUGGCUGAGUGUCAUUGUACUUCUUGGUUUUUCAACUUCCCUGUGGAUGGUGUACAUGACUCAGGAGCCAGACACCAUCCCGGCGUAUCGCUCCUUCCCCAUCACGCUCUUCUCGCAGUUUGAGCUGACCGUGGGCCUCAUCGACCUGCCGGUGGACCACACCUUCAUCACGCCGCCGAUCGUGCACGUGCUGCACUGCGCCUUCUCGGUGGUGUCCUGCAUCCUUCUGCUCAACCUGCUGAUCGCCAUGAUGAGCGACACCCACUGGCAGGUGGCCCAGGAGAGAGACGAGCUCUGGAGGACUCAGGUGGUGGCAACGACGCUGAUGCUGGAGAGGAGGCUGCCCCGCUGCCUCUGGCCUCGCCUCGGAGUGUGUGGGCUCAGCUACGGCCUGACCGAGCGCUGGUAUCUCCGAGUCGAGGACAGGAACGACCCCUUGAUGCAGAAGAUGCGGCGAUACAUUCAAGUGUUUGCUCGGGAGGAUGAAAAGGGGGAGAUGGAGGGAACCCAAAAGGCCGCUGCCAACCUCAAGGUCAGACAGAGGAAUCGGCGAUCCAUUUCCGGCUGGAAGUUGAUUCGUCAGAGCGCUUUGGGUGCCGACGUGGAGGUGGAGGAGGACGAGCAAGACAUCCAUUUUGUCUAAACGGAGCCGGUGAAUGACUUCAUGAUCUAUCUUUUGAUCUUUGCGUGAAAAUUGUGGCUUUUUUUUUUGCGCUGUGGAAAAGGAGUGUCUGAUAUUGCAACAUAUAAAGUGGGAAUAUAUCUUAAGAGGGAAGAAAGUUCUGCACAAAUUAUUUAUUUGACAAUCAACCUUUAUUGAAGCAAAAAUCAGAGUGAAUCGCACUACCCACUACAUAAAGGCACUUGUAAUUGUACUUUAAAAUUGAUACAGCAGUCACUGACUGGUCAUCCGAAACUUUAUUCAGUCAAGCCACAUAUUGUACAUUUAAAAAAAAAAAUAA
Messenger RNA from Hippocampus zosterae (dwarf seahorse), 2681 nucleotides. RefSeq names its product transient receptor potential cation channel, subfamily V, member 6 (gene trpv6). NCBI's taxonomy places the organism in Eukaryota, Metazoa, Chordata, Actinopteri, Syngnathiformes, Syngnathidae. Gene Ontology annotation, cellular component: membrane. Gene Ontology annotation, biological process: calcium ion import across plasma membrane. Bases 230 to 2362 code for a protein of 710 amino acids. Gene Ontology annotation, molecular function: calcium channel activity; protein binding. The record is from RefSeq and is a predicted model, not a curated record. The transcript has 16 exons.